UCUAUUGAUUACUAGCUAGAGUGAUCAUUUUACCAUCACAGUAUUUAGGUUUUACAUUUAAUGCAUGAAUUUCUUAGCUAGAAAUUAUGAUGCAUGCAUACAUUUUGUUUUUACAGGAAAGUCUCCCAGAAACCCAAAAGCAACUGCCUUCCAGGCAGUUGAAAAAAGGAAAACCUAACAAGUAUAGCCCAGAAUUAAGGUGUUUUGCACUAACAUUGAAUUUUUAUUCAUUAUCAGCAUACAAUUAUGUUAGAAAAAUAUUUGGAAAAAAUGUUCUACCACAUCCACGGACUCAAAAUGGUAUAGGGUUGUGGAUGGUACACCUGGAUAUAGUGCUAUCAAAUUUAAGGUGGAUGUUGAUAGACAAAAGAGAAAACAGCUUGCUGGUGCCUUGAUGAUGUAUGAAAUGUAUAUUCGUCAGCAUGUACAUUGGACAGGAAGUAGAUUAGUAGGCCACAUAAAUAUUGG
Messenger RNA from Acanthoscelides obtectus, 468 nucleotides. The record is from the annotation of a GenBank genome assembly. NCBI's taxonomy places the organism in Eukaryota, Metazoa, Arthropoda, Insecta, Coleoptera, Chrysomelidae.